ACAGGACAAAACCCCAAUUCUUUGGUCACAACUCCUGUCCUAAAUUACACACCCAACCAUCACUCAACCUUUUUAGUUAGCCUUCCUUCUGAGUGGGAGUGUGGAAAAAGGCUGGACUUUUCCUUCCCAACCCGCAAAUGGCGAAGCUGAUGCAAAGCAUCCGCCUUUUGGUCGCCCUCGUCCUCCUCGCCCGGGCUGCCGCCGGAGAGGCGGGGGCCGAGCUGCCGCUCGGCUGGAUCCCCUCCUCCCUCUCCGGCUGCCGCGGCACUAUCGCGGAAUGCCUCGCCGGGGAGGAAUUCGAUCUCGGAUCUGAGGCAGGCCGCCGCAUCCUCGCCACCUCCAGCUACAUCAGCUACGGCGCCCUCAAGCGCGACACCGUGCCUUGCUCCCGUCGCGGCGCCUCCUACUACAACUGCCGCCCCGGCGCCCAGGCCAACCCCUACUCCCGCAGCUGCUCCGCCAUCACCCAGUGCCGCGGUGGAUGAGAGAAAAGCCAGAAAAAAAAAAGGAAGGAGAAGAACCAAUUUGGUAUGUAUUUGGUCACUCUGUUCGAGGUUUAAGUGAUUGGUGUUGUGUGUCAUGAAGCCAUUGUUGUAGCAGAUUUACUAUUUGGUUAUAAUUCUACUUUUUGUUUCCUUUUAAUGCAUCUUUCAGAAAAGAAUUGAUGAUUAAGACUUAGACUUAGUAGUUUCCUGGAAGAUAUCAAUAAUUUAUGUGUAAUUGAGAUGUUCUGCCUUGAUCUUUCAUAAGCUCUGUGUUGUCAUUUA
This is a messenger RNA of Musa acuminata subsp. malaccensis (wild Malaysian banana), 767 nucleotides long. RefSeq names its product rapid alkalinization factor-like. The record is from RefSeq and is a predicted model, not a curated record. Gene Ontology annotation, biological process: calcium-mediated signaling. Gene Ontology annotation, cellular component: plasmodesma. NCBI's taxonomy places the organism in Eukaryota, Viridiplantae, Streptophyta, Magnoliopsida, Zingiberales, Musaceae.